Molecule: messenger RNA, 1005 nt
Organism: Linum tenue
Lineage: Eukaryota; Viridiplantae; Streptophyta; Magnoliopsida; Malpighiales; Linaceae
Source: the annotation of a GenBank genome assembly
UUCAACAUUUCCAUCUGGAAUCAAGGGUUUGGCAGAUUAUGUCCAUUCCAAAGGCCUCAAACUUGGAAUUUACUCCGAUGCUGGGAACCAGACAUGUAGCAAGAAAAUGCCAGGAUCGCUAGACCAUGAAGAACAAGACGCUAAAACUUUCGCUUCCUGGGGAAUCGACUACUUGAAGUAUGAUAAUUGUAACGACGAUGGCACGAGUCCAAAAAUCAGAUACCCAGUGAUGAACAAGGCACUAAUGAGGACUGGAAGACCUAUCUUCUUCUCUCUAUGUGAAUGGGGUGUGGAGGACCCUGCAACUUGGGCCAGCGGCAUAGGAAAUAGCUGGAGGACAACAGGGGACAUCAAUGAUACUUGGGAAAGAAUGACGAAACGUGCCGAUACGAACGAUCGAUGGGCAGCUUAUGCUGCUCCAGGAGGCUGGAAUGAUCCAGAUAUGCUUGAAGUUGGGAACGGAGGGAUGACAACAGACGAAUACCGAUCACAUUUCAGCAUAUGGGCUCUCGCCAAAGCUCCUCUGCUUAUCGGGUGCGACGUUCGGUCCAUGAGCAACGAAACUUACGAGAUUCUAACCAAUAGCGAAGUGAUUGCGGUGAACCAAGAUCAACUUGGAGUGCAGGGGAAGAAGGUUAACAAGGAUGGAGACCUAGAGGUAUGGGCUGGUCCGCUCAGCAAAAACAGAGUGGCGUUGGUGCUGUGGAACAGAGGUUCUUCCCCUGCGACGGUUACUGCACAAAUGGCCGACGUUGGUCUCUCUCCGUCCGCCAUUGUUGAUGUCAGAGAUUUAUGGGCUCACUCGACGUUGGCAUCAGUGACGGGACCAAUUUCGGCGUACUUGAUGCCUCAUGGUAGUAUGAUGUUUGUACUCACUCCCAAGUCAUAAGCAAUAAAAGCAAAUCUAAUGGGAUUCCUCAACAAUAAGGACUACAUAACUGGCUCGCCUUUGUGGUUGAGACAGUCUUCUAUGUUAUAGAUCGAGGGUAAUCAGUUUUAAGUUGC